GACCGCCGGUGCUGCGUUUCGAGGUGUUGCUCCAGCAACGAUAUAGUCUUCGAGGGAGAGCUUCUCGAUCUUCAUCACCAUCCGAAGCAUCCACCACCACCAGCGCCGGCGGGAUCGAUGCCUUUCAAGAACAUGUCCAGCAUGCUCCUCGAGCUCUGGUAUGGCGGUGGAGGAUCCAGCUCCGAGUUCCCGAGAAGUCCUGUCCCUGGCUUUUUCCGUGACGAGUUUCCACUCCAGAGCUCCGGUGGCUCUAGCACUGCGAGUAGUAGCGAGUUUCCAAUCCAGAGCUCUGGUUCUAGCACUGCGACUAGUAGCAAGAGCAUUGCCUCGCCCGUGACAAGCUCGUCCUCUUCUUCCAGCGACCUGGAGAGCCCCGGCAGCAGCACGGACAACUCGCUCGGUAGCUUCUCCAGCAGUGACUCCUCCUCUCACCACCAUCAAAUCUUGCACGUCCCCCGCCACGACCACGAGUUUCAGACGAGCUUUGAUUCCUGCGACGAAGUCAAGCUCUUCGGUUACGCCUCGGACGACGACGAGUACGGCGGUGGCUUCGACUUCGCUGCCGCCGCCAGCCGCGAGUUCUUCGCCAAAAACUUCUACUACCACUCGGACAGGUUCCGCGUCGAGUCGUGCGACUCUCCCUCGCUGCUCGGCGUCAAGCAGCUCGCUCGCUCGGCAGUGCCAGUGCCACCGCUCCCCAGCGCUCUCAAGUCGGGGAAGAACUCCAAGAAGUGCUUGAAGAAGGUGAGGUUCGCCUGUGUCGAGGAAGAAGUCGAGCCGGAGAAGGCCGAGGAUGGUCCGGAAGUUGACGAGGAAGAGGACGAUGAACUCGUGGUUGCUUCGCCAUCGCCGACGAGUCCUGCUCUGUCCCGUUUCUCGUCGAGGCCAGCGUCGCGGUUCUGUAGCAUCGAGGAGGACGACGAUGGCGGCUUCUACCGGGACUCAGACGAGCUCUCCUCCGAGCCGUGCAGUCCUUCGCCUCGUUGUGCCAGAAGAGAUCCAUCUCAACUCUUGCUGCGGAUCAUCCAAGCCGAUGCCGAGUCCAGCCGGAAGAACAAAGGCGCUCUUAAGUCUAUGUUUGGUUCACGUUCGCGCUGGUAACCGAGAGUUCGUUUGAAAAGCGAGAGAGCUUGAGCGUCUCCAAUUUUGUUUGAUACCAAGAGGUCCGAGAGA
Selaginella moellendorffii is the source of this 1173-nucleotide messenger RNA. RefSeq lists its product as uncharacterized. The record is from RefSeq and is a predicted model, not a curated record. The transcript is spliced from 2 exons. NCBI's taxonomy places the organism in Eukaryota, Viridiplantae, Streptophyta, Lycopodiopsida, Selaginellales, Selaginellaceae. Bases 118 to 1101 code for a protein of 327 amino acids.